This is a messenger RNA of Folsomia candida, 1840 nucleotides long. Its product is annotated as cubilin-like. NCBI's taxonomy places the organism in Eukaryota, Metazoa, Arthropoda, Collembola, Entomobryomorpha, Isotomidae. The coding region runs from base 47 to 1714 and encodes 555 amino acids. The transcript has 6 exons. The record is from RefSeq and is a predicted model, not a curated record.
AAUGAAUAAUUAACAUACUAAUAAACUAACAAUUAAAUCCCCCAAAAUGAAAUUCAUCCCAUUAUUUCUUAUCUCAGCCCUGCUCGCAGUGCAGGUGGCGUCUUUGUCCCCAAAUCAUGACAAGAAAUUGGCCCCACUCGACACCUGCGGGGGCACGGUGGAGGCGGACAGUGGGACAAUCUCGUACUCCUUCACUACCCCGGGGGAAACGUGCAUUUGGACGGUCCACCUCAAAGAAAAGACGCGUUUCCGAUACUACUUUACGACUUUUGACGUUCCUGGACGCGACACAAACUGCACUGGCGCGUCGCUCGGGAUCUACUCGUUGAACAAUAUUUUCUCCGAAAGUUUUCAGGGAUUAGACUUUUGCAACGAAAAGAACUAUUCGCCCUCCUACUUCUACGAGGAUGGUCACACUCUCGCCAUUGUUUUGCGAACGGACGAAUACGCUACUUCCGGUCGAAUUGGUGUUUCCUGGUUAGGCCAACAAACCCCGACAAAUCCACCCAGCCACGGGUCCAGUUUUACCACGACAUCCAGCGGCCUUGUCCAAUACCCGGUGGGGGAGGAGUACCCCCCAAAUUCGGUCAACACCUGGGUCGUGCAGCCAUCCUUGUUGAGCACGGAGGCCACCUUGACCCUAGAAAAUAUUGAUAUUGAAGGGUGUCAGUUUGCCGAUAGGUGUUUAUGCGAUGCCCUCAUCGUGUAUGGGGUCACGGCGAGGGGGGAACUGCAGGCUGAGGCGAAAUUUUGUGGUGACACGACUUCUGGGGAGGUCACUCUCACCCAGUCCAAUAAGUUCAUCGCUGUCUUUUUCACGGAUUUUUUGGACGAUCCAGGCCGUGGGUUUGGUUUCCAGUUGGUGUGGAGGUCAGGAGCUCAAGCGACCACGCCGAUUACGACGACAACCCUGAGAACGACUACCACUGUGACAACGACGGAAAGGACCACAACCCCAGAACCAGAUCAGAUCAUUGCGACCGAAUGUGGUGGGACUAUCGACGCAAAUCAUGGAAAAAUUCUGUACAAGCCGGACGAAUCUUAUGGUAAUUCGGAACGUUGCGCGUGGAUCAUUCGUAGCCCAACGCAUCACAAAGCUCUGUAUCUGUCCAAGAUUCGCAGCGGUUUCGAACUGGGGGCCGACUAUUUGGGAGUUUACGGCUUUGACAAGCUCGAGUCCACCUCGGUCACCAUUGGCAAGUCGACGAACGAUCCAGAAACGAGAUACAUUUAUCAAGGUUCCGUCGCUGUGGUGGUUUUCACUUCGGAUGCGGCAAAUACGGGGACCGGGUUCGAACUUGAUUUCCGUUUUAAUGGCACGAUCGACACUGGCGUGAGGGUUUUCAAUGACUACUUUUCGCCCAAUGUGGAGGGUUCGGUACGGGUGGGAGGACCAAACCCGGACGAUUAUUAUGAUAACUACAGUUUCUCGGUUUUCGUAAUGUCGAGGAAUAAUACGUAUUAUUCAGAUAUCGGAUGGACUGCGAGUCUACACAUUUACAGAAUGGAAGACGCCGGUCUGCCUGCCUGUCAUUACGAUGGCGUCCGCGUAUAUUCUGUGGCUUUGGAUACUUUAUCAUUCGUCGGCAGAUAUUGUUCCGACAGCGAAGCCUCAUUUGGACCAUUCCUCGCCAGAAACUUGUACAUUUUCGUAUUUGCUUCAGACGGGAGUAUCAACCGAGGAGGGUUCGAAAUCACCUGGAGAUUGAGAUAAUUUCAGCCUCCGAAGAAAAAAAUGCGAAAAAUUUGCAUUUUUUAAUACGAGAAAUUUGGAAUUUUAUUUGUUAAAUAAUUAUCAAGUUUGAAUAAAGUACAAAAAAUGCCAUUGUUUCAAUAUUCA